This is a messenger RNA of Rhinichthys klamathensis goyatoka, 2960 nucleotides long. It is a transcript of the gene acvr2ba, whose product is annotated as activin A receptor type 2Ba. The transcript is spliced from 11 exons. Gene Ontology annotation, biological process: activin receptor signaling pathway; cellular response to growth factor stimulus; protein phosphorylation. The coding region runs from base 407 to 1918 and encodes 503 amino acids. Gene Ontology annotation, cellular component: plasma membrane; activin receptor complex. Gene Ontology annotation, molecular function: activin receptor activity; activin binding; ATP binding. The record is from RefSeq and is a predicted model, not a curated record. Lineage: Eukaryota; Metazoa; Chordata; Actinopteri; Cypriniformes; Leuciscidae.
UGUGUUUCGCUCUCCGAAGCCAUUUUGGACUCAGUUCAGUUUCGUGCAUGUCAGAAUCGGACCCUGUCCAGCCAUUCUCACUCUGAACAGGAGAAGCUUCACACACGGACUGGCUUUUGGGUGGAAAUCACUCAUUGUUUCAUGCUGGAAGGCGUUUCUGUUGGAAUAGCCGCUUUUCCUGAUGGAUUUCUGCAUAUGUUAAAGUUUGAUUGGGUGGACAUCAGGCCGACGGUCACUCGGGCUCGUGUGUGUGUGUGUGUGUGAGAGAGAGGGAGAGAGAGAGAGAGAGUGUGUGAGUGUGUGCAUGAAUGUGUGUGUGUGUUUCCACCGAUCGUUUUAAAUGUGUGCAAAGCAGAAGACACUAAAAAGGAGAAAACCUGGGGUGUUUUUGUGCCAGUAGAGGAAUAUGUUCGCUUCCUGGCUGACUUUUGCACUUCUUCUGGGAACUUUUUGUGCAGGACCCAGCCAUGGAGAGGUGGAGACGCGCGAAUGCUUGUACUUCAACAUUAACUGGGAGAUCGAGAAGACGAACCGCAGUGGUGUGGAGAGAUGUGAGGGAGAGAAGGACAAACGCUCGCACUGUUACGCCUCCUGGAGGAACAACUCCGGGAACAUCGAGCUGGUGAAGAAGGGAUGCUGGUUAGACGACUUCAACUGCUACGACAGACAGGAGUGUGUGGCCACAGAGGAAAACCCUCAGGUGUUCUUCUGCUGCUGUGAAGGAAACUUCUGCAACGAGAGGUUCACACACCUGCCCGACGUCAGCGGACCAGUGAUCGAGCCUCCUCCUGCCCCCCCGUCGCUGCUGAACGUGCUGGUCUACUCUCUGCUGCCCGUCACCAUGCUCUCCACGGCUCUCCUGCUGGCCUUCUGGAUGUACCGGCACCGCAAGCCUCCCUACGGACACGUGGACAUCAACGAGGACCCUGGCCCGUCUCCUCCUUCACCGCUGGUGGGCCUGAAGCCUCUUCAGCUGCUGGAGGUUAAAGCCAGAGGACGCUUCGGAUGCGUGUGGAAGGCACAGAUGAUGAACGAAUAUGUAGCCGUCAAGAUUUUCCCCAUUCAGGACAAGCAGUCGUGGCAGAACGAGUGGGAUAUUUUCUCUACGCCGGGCAUGAAACAUGAUAACCUCCUGCGCUACAUCGCUGCGGAGAAACGCGGAAGCAACCUGGAGACUGAGUUCUGGCUCAUCACAGAGUUUCACGAGAGGGGUUCGCUGACGGACUAUCUGAAGGGGAACGCGCUGAGCUGGAACGACAUGUGUCACAUCGCAGAAACCAUGGCCUGUGGCCUGGCGUACCUUCACGAGGACGUCCCGCGGUUUAAAGGAGAAGGUCCUAAACCUGCGAUUGCACACAGAGACUUCAAGAGUAAGAAUGUGAUGCUGAAGACCGAUCUCACCGCUGUUGUUGGGGACUUCGGCUUAGCGGUUCGGUUCGAGCCGGGUAAACCACCGGGAGACACACACGGUCAGGUCGGCACGCGGAGGUACAUGGCGCCGGAGGUUCUGGAGGGAGCGAUUAACUUCCAGCGGGAUGCGUUUCUGAGGAUAGACAUGUACGCCAUGGGGCUGGUGCUGUGGGAGCUGGUGUCCCGGUGCAAAGCCUCCGACGGUCCUGUAGACGAGUACAUGCUGCCGUUUGAGGAGGAGAUCGGCCAGCAUCCGUCGCUGGAGGAUCUUCAGGAUGUGGUGGUGCAUAAAAAGAUGCGGCCGGUGUUUAAGGACUGCUGGCUCAAGCAUUCGGGUCUGGCUCAGAUGUGCGAGUCGAUCGAGGAGUGCUGGGAUCAUGACGCCGAGGCUCGUCUCUCUGCGGGGUGUGUAGAGGAGCGUCUCUCUCAGAUCCGCCGGAUCUCCAGCUCUUCUACCUCAGACUGUCUUCUGUCCAUGACCUCGGUCACCAACGAGUCCAGCAUCUGAAACUCCACCGCAAAACACAUUCAAGCAGCUGCUAUUUUAUCACAACGUUUUUUUAACUUUAUUAUUAUUAUUAUUAUUAUUUGUAUUUUUUUUUUCUGAUCGGAUCAGUAACUACCAGCACACUUCUCUACUGUAUUUUUAUCAUUAGAGCAAAAACGCGAAAGAUUUUUUAAAAUACGACGCGCAUUCAGGUGCCGACAAAUGAAUGCUGACCGGUUGCAGGUACCUCAACAUUUCACUUGGUUUUUCUCCUCUUUUUUUGCGUUCUGUUCCGUCUGUCGGACAGGAUCGUCUGUGAAAAGCAACCGAUACAUGACGGCUUCAUCUUCGCCGUGUCGGAUCAUUCAACAGUGCUGCAAAACCUGCGAGGAUCAUUAUGACUGUUACACGCGCAAUCCAACCUCCUCGCGGGAUCUACCUUUUUAUUUCUCUCUCUCUCUCUCUCUCUCUCUGUGUCUCUCUCUCUCUCUCUCUCUUUCUGAAAGUGUGCUAUUCGAAAUUACAGAAAACGUGUCUUUUACGGAACUAACGGGUGUUAAAGAACACGGAAAACGCAACUGGACUAAUUUCUUUCUUUCUUUUUUUUUGUGUUUUUAUUUUCAUUUUUUUCUUCAUGCUGUUGAAGUUGGUGACUGUGAAAAGGUUGGUUGGGGAUUUUAUUGAGUGGAUAUGAGUGAAAUCUCUCGCUGGCUUGCAUGUGGAAAUGUCGGACGUCAUGAGAGCGUUUAGUUUGGUACGGGAAUCUUUCUCAGGUAUCCAGUGUCAAAGGUCCAUGACUGCCUUUCCCACACCAUUAUAGGACAGAGACAAGUAUAACAGUGCCCUGAUCAAUUUAACACUAGUUACCUACACGAAACAUGCAAGGCCGUGUGUGUGUGUGUGUGUGUGUGUGCUGAGAGUUUGAUGAAAAAGAGAAAAAAAGACCAUAAAAAGUGUUUGUUUCUCCUGUCUAGUUUCUCUUGUAAUAAUGCAAUGUGUUGUGGAGUGAAGGACUCGCACGGCAGAGGCAUUCUGGGUCACAUUUUACCUCAAAACCCAAAGA